AUGGAGCGAAAGCGCAAACUGCCCGCGCGGGCUGCUGCUCGAGGAGAAACCGCUGCUAAAAAGCGCAAUGUUACACCUCGAGAGCGUUCUGCGACACCCGCUGCUCCCCCGCCAGCAGCAGUCCCAGUCCCAGAUCCGGAGCCAGAAGAGCCUCCGCCGCUGCCGUUGCCCAAGUCGGUCCAAGCUGGUAAACCGUUACCUACCGUUGAAGUCGCCCAGCCCGAUGACCUCUCCUCCAAGGAGUAUCAGUCUUUUGGCGAAAGCGGCGUUCUUGCUGAAUCGCUCUCGAGAUCUCGUCACAAAUGGAUUAGCGAAGGUCUGUUUGCUAAAUAUUGGACAAAACCGCACAAGCGCAAGGGCGUGCUCAUUGAAGAUCCUAAAAACCCGCCCAAGGAGACUAUGUCAAAGGUCGGCACCGUGACGAUUGCUGUUGAGCCUCAUAUGAUCGAAGCUACGAUGUACGUGGUCAAAGAUCUAAAACCAAAAGUUCAACCAUUACCACAGCAGCAACCGCAACAACGUCCAAUUAUCCAGUAUGGCCCUCCGAAUGGCUCUAUGCCUCCACCCCUCGCACCCCAAGCAUCGACAGCCGCCACCCCGAGCCAGAACAAAGCAGCGAUGCCAAAAUCCAUACCACCCAGUCCCUCCCAGGGCAUGGCUCGAAGUCCAGCGCAACCACAACCUCUUCCUCGAGCCCCGCAAGACAAAACUGCUGCCCCGACACCAGCCCAGAAGCCUGGGAAUGCUCCGCUACCCAACAUGGCACCGUCUCCAAACCCGACCUUUCAGUCAAGACCACAAGCUGUAGGAGGACCUGUGGCACCAUCUCCAACGCCUCCACCAGUCGGGCAUGCGCCCACCAAUGUUGCUGGGUCAGCUGGACCGGUGGUGGCUCCUGCAAUUUCCACAGCACCCAAACCACCAAUCGCUCAAGCACCCGCAAGUGGCCUUGCAAAGCCUGCCCUAGCUCCAGGAUCUGCAGCCCCAGGGCCUGCUCCAGCAGUGAAGCCGUCAGCAAAUGACCCUGUUAUUACAUUGCUCGCACAAAAAGCUUCAGGAGACGAGGCCCUCCGUGAUCUUAUGAAGAGAGUGGCUGUAGGACAAGCGAAAGACGGCGAGCUGGCACAUUUUCAGAAAAUCAUUGAUCAGUUAAGUGCGCAGUAUCGGAGUACAGGAGGACAGCAAGGGCCAUCAGCAGAUCGACUUCUGGUAGACGGUCGAACGGUCCUAUAUUUUGCUGUCGAAGUCCGUGCCAUUCUUGACAUUGUUUUGGCUUCAAAUCCCAACCAAAAAUCGGCUGAUUUGCGGCCACCACAAGGAAGCGAUCCGCUUGUGGUACAACUCGUCAAAACUGCCCUAGAGGACCAAAAGACUAGAGAUAUGAUCCGCAGAAUCGCAGAAAACCGACCAGGUUUUACUGACGCUACAGAUCUGAAGCAAAUACUAGAUAGACUACACCGUGACAUGAAGAGCGCACCCCAAGCUUCUCCUGCUCCGGUACAAAUUCGACAACAGGCCCCGAAUGGCAUUUCUAACGGCCAUACCAAAGCGCACCCGACUGCACCUUCACCCAACCCCCAGGCACUACGAUCUAAGGGGCCCCCGCCUGCUCUCAAGCAAGAUGUUACGGCGGUUGUGUUUGACUUUGGAAGCGGAGACCGAUAUCUGUUCCCCAAAUUCAGUAUACUGGAGUACUUGCCCACGGCAUCCGGCCAACAUGUCAUAGCUUCGUUCCUGAUUGUUCGUAAGGGAAGCACGUCGGAAUAUGGAGGAGACCCGAAGCUUGAUUACUACCAACCUAUCACGAUACGUCUAUUGACCCAGACUGGUCGCCAAUUGGAGAAUUUAGCACGAGUUGUUGCUCCUCAGGAUGAAGUCCGGCGUUACAUGGAUGAUGUGAUGGACAACAUGACAAGGGCCGAGUACGUGCUUUUAGCCAUGAGGCUUCCGAAAACCUCUCCGGACGGCGAGAAGGACGGCACAGCUUCGGAGGAGCCAAGAACCAAUGGCUCUACGCCCAAACCUGACACGGCAAUCGAAUCAAAGGCCGCACCGAAGCCCGGUGUUCUCUGGACGUCUAAGGGAAGCUCAGAGACGCCACCGGUGGAAGGGCGGUUCUCCAAGCCCGCUCGGGAUGCUGAGCAAGAAGCAGAGGCUAAAUAUCAGCGCUUGAUCAACCAAGUAUCUGCCAAGGACACUGGAGCUUAA
Molecule: messenger RNA, 2208 nt
Organism: Fusarium pseudograminearum CS3096
Lineage: Eukaryota; Fungi; Ascomycota; Sordariomycetes; Hypocreales; Nectriaceae
Exons: 2
Coding region: 1-2208 (735 amino acids)
Biological process (GO): chromatin remodeling
Cellular component (GO): Swr1 complex
Molecular function (GO): ATP-dependent H2AZ histone chaperone activity
Source: RefSeq, a predicted model, not a curated record